Knipowitschia caucasica is the source of this 675-nucleotide messenger RNA. The record is from the annotation of a GenBank genome assembly. NCBI's taxonomy places the organism in Eukaryota, Metazoa, Chordata, Actinopteri, Gobiiformes, Gobiidae.
AUGGGAGGAGUCAGCUCAAUUGAACCGAAGACCUCAUGUCUCCAAACUGGUGUUGAGAAGACAAGUGUGGUUCUAGUGGCAAAGACAAUAGAGAUGUGUUCUUCAGCCAGUCGUGUCCUUCCUCUGAGGAAAAGUUGUGAGGUGUCAUCAGAAAGUCCAGGGCGCCCCUACGGAGUGGGACCAAAGCCUGAUGGAGCUUCACAGGAGAGUGAGAUGGACGCAGCUUGGCAGGAGUUGAUGGCCAUUACAGAACUACAGGAGUUUGACGCCUCUGCGGAUGCAGCAUUUGACCCACCACAGUACCAGACAACAGCACCAAUAAGGCAUUAUGGGAUGCCUGCAGAGACCGGGUCCUGUGACGUGAAUAAUUUCAGGUGCUACACCGAAGAGGGGGCUGUGCAUCAGCAUAUUGCCCAGCCCCAGUAUGGACACUCAGAGUUACACAUCAAUCAAAAAGUACCAUCACCACACUGUGCCCAGCCUCUCUUUGCUGUGAGAGACCCAGUUGCUACAGAGGAGGGUCGCGGCCAGAGAGAACGGACACAGAGUCUGUACAGACAUAUGCUGUGGACACAUGGACAACCUUCACACUGCUGCUUGACCACUGACCUGGAGUCAGACUCAGGCCUGUCAGUUGGGUCCAGUCCUCUGGCCUCUCCAGAUACACUCAGCUAG